Messenger RNA from Parnassius mnemosyne (clouded apollo), 4077 nucleotides. The record is from the annotation of a GenBank genome assembly. Lineage: Eukaryota; Metazoa; Arthropoda; Insecta; Lepidoptera; Papilionidae.
GGGCCACGACGUAGCCCCCAACGCCCGGGGCGUCUACCGCGGCGGCCGGGAAGGAAAGCUGCUGCUCUCUCCUUCUCCCGCUCCGCCACCUCCUUCGCUAGCAUCACUGCUUCGCAGAAGGUGGUGACGGCAUCCCAUUCCGUCUCGCUCCGGACCAUGGCUUCGACCAGGGCCGGACGCGAGAGGUCGCCGCCGCCUAUCGCCGCUACGAGGACACGGCGGUGCUCCGCCCAGGCAGGGCAAACCUCCACGGUGUGCUCCACCGUGUCCUCCGGUCGAUCCUCGAUACUUUGUAGGCCUAACAUUUAGGUCACAUUUAGGUCACAAGUUAUCAAAAUAUUACAAAUAAACAUCUAGUUAUCAAAAAGCAAACAAAGGUCAAUACACGACUCGAGGAUAACCUCUUCAGCUUGUUGAAUAUGUGUAGAUAAUAUGUCAGUAUGUAGGUCCACCCGAAAAUUUUAUGGUAGCAGUCGGAUUUAGAGAAAUUACAUUUCAAUCCUCUCGGUCGAAGUUGGACUUACCUAGUCGAACAAUUUGUCCUAGAUAAAUAUACUCGUAGUGUAUGAUACCCAAAAACUACUGGCAUAGGUGUGCCAAUGACAUUACACAUGACUUGAUUUGUCCAUGUUCAUUUUGAAAACUAUGCGUUGGGAAACAGUAUUGAGGUCGCUGGGCAAAAGUGCUUGAGAGAUUCUACCAUAAGAAUUUUAUCGUCAGCAAUUAAAAGACAUAAUACUAAUUAAUAAAGGAAAAUAUUUCUGCUGCGCCGUUGACAACUGUCAAAGCGUAACGACUAUACAUACAAUGUUUAUCAAUAUGGAAUAAAUCCAGGGAAGUAAUGUAAUAAUAUUUCAUUUAUAGAGUGAAGUGAUUUUAUUUAGGCCGUAAAUGAUUGUUUCAGGGAAAGAUGCGGGGUACCGCACAUUUCAAGUUAAUAUGAAUAUGUAAUAUAAAGACUUUUGAGUGUUGUAGUGAUCUGUUUAGAUUUUUUAAUGAAUAUCUCUGCUCCUCUACAUUCACAGCCGGAUUUCCGACAGUUUCAAAAUUGUGCUGACGGUAGGCUGUUUAAAGGUAAAAGGGGAUUAAAUAUAUAAAUUAAACGAUGCCAUAGUAAAAGUAUUUCGGCUUCACAGCCUGCCGUAGAAAUUCAUAACUUUAUUAGCAAUUCCUCUAAUGACACAAAUUUGUCCCUUUUUUCGGAGCAAAUUUUCAAUUAUUAUCGUAAUGUACCAGUGGUUAAAAGAAUUCCUAGAGGUGCGAGGAUGCAGCUUGCUAAAGGAUUGUCAUGCACUAUUCAAAAUUGUUUCACUAAUAGUAAAAAUAGUUGGCAAAAAUUAUUUACUUUCGCGUAUUCUCAUUUUCAUUUUGAUAAAACAAUAAAUAAAUCAAUUACGUCUCAACUAAAAGAGACAUCUUUUCUAAAUUUAGAUUACCCAAUUAAUACUCAUUUUUCUCGACCACGUCCUAAAUUUGAUUUAAAAAAAGUAGUUGAGUCGAAAGUAAUGGAUGGCGACUUAAAAAAUGCAUCCCGUAUUUUAUUCUCAGACGACAUCCUGGCUCCUCGUCACGUCGAAACUCUUGAAAGCCUUCGUCAAAAGCAUCCUUCGGUCAAACCGUCUCAGGGUUUACCGCUGCCUCCCAAGACUUCUAUGCAACCUUUACAAAUUUCGGAAAAAGACACUGUAGAAGCAAUUAUGUCAUUUUCGAAUGGUUCUGCUGGCGGAAUUGACGGAAUUACACCUCAACAUCUUAAAGAUCUUGUAAGCGCUUCUGCCGGUAACGCCGGCGGAGUACUUCUUAAAGAUAUUACAAAAUUAUGUAAUUUUAUGCUUUCUGGUAAUGUUAAUCCAAAUUUCAUUCCAUUCUUAUACGGGGCAAAAUUAUGUACCUUCAAAAAAAAGGAUAACGGUAUCCGUCCUAUAGCCGUUGGUUCCACAUUUCGACGCUUAACUUCAAAAUUAGCUUGCAGGUACAUAAUCUCUAACCUUAAGACCAAAUUUCAGCCUACUCAACUAGAUUUUGGCACUAGAGGUGGCUGUGAGGCGGCGGUACAUUCAGUGCGUACAUUUUUAACAAACUCUGAUGCAGAUGUUCUUGUGAAGGUUGACCUAAGGAAUGCUUUUAACUCUAUCGAUAGGGUAACCUUGCUGAAAGAAGUAGCUAACAAUACCCCCAAAUUUAUUAUUACUUUUGACAAUGUUAUAGUCAAAAUACUAACUUGUUUUACGAAAACCAUGUUACCGAUUCUGCUGUCGGUGUUCAGCAGGGUGACCCUCUGGGUCCAGCACUUUUCAGUUUGGGAAUUCAACGCAUUAUUUCAAAUUUGAAAUCCAAGCUGAAUGUCUGAUACCUAGACGACGGUACACUGGGAGGUAGAGCAGAUGACGUCCUCAGCGAUCUUACUCAUAUUUUUCAAAAUUUUAAAAAUAUUGGCCUUGAACCAAAUAGCAAUAAAUGUGUUUCCAAUAAUUUAUCUACUUCUCAUAGAGACACUUUAAUUCAAAAUUUUAAUCAUAUUUGUCCAGGAAUAAAAACUGUCAGUACGGAAUCAUUAUACCUGCUAGGUGCCCCGUUGUUUUUCGAUAGUAUUAAACCUGUUUUAAAAACAAAAUUUGAUCAGUUUUUAAACCACGUUGAUAAAUUGUAUAAAUUAAACCCCCACAUAGCUCUUACUAUUUUAAAAUAUUGUCUUCUUAUACCUAGAUUUACAUACUUACUCCGCUCGAUUCCAGUCUGGAAAUGUUCGGAUAUUUUACAAGAUAUUGAUAAUAAUCUUAAAAUAGCUAUAGAAAAAAUUCUAAAUUUAACUUUAAAUACAACAGUGUGGACUCAAGCUACUUUACCUAUAAAAUUUGGUGGCAAUGGUGUGAGAAAUCUUUCUAGCGUUGCAUUGCCUGCUUUCCUUGCUUCCGUGCAUAGUGUCAGUGACUUAUGCAACAUAAUUUUAAAUAAUAAAGUAGACCUAUGCUUUGCUACGGAGGCAGGGCAGACAUGGAAAACGCUCUGUCCUGGUGAAAAUAUUCCACUGGAAGUUAACCAACAAAAAACAGUGGGCUAUUUCGUUAGUACAGGGCGUGCAGAAAGAUUUGUUUCAUAAUUUCCAUAGUGACCAAGAUAAGGCACGCCUUCUAGCUGUUUCGAUUAAGGAAUCUAGUCACUGGUUACACGCUUUACCAUCAAGUAAUCUCGGCACAUUACUUGAUAGGGAAAGCUUGCGCAUUUGCGCAUUGCCGUAGGAAUCCUACUAGGAGCGGCGAUUUGUCAACCCCAUCAGUGCCCCUGUGGUAGCAGCGUCAAAAAGUUUGGGCUCCACGGAAUUUCAUGUAAGAAAAGCGCUGGUAGGUUUUCACGACACAGUUCUUUGAAGGAUGUCAUCCGAAGGGCUCUUGCCUCUAUAAAUAUUCCCUCGGUUUUAGAGCCUUGUGGAAUAUUUAGAGACGAUGGCAGGAGACCCGACGGUAUGACAUUGGUCCCUUGGGAGAGAGGUAAAUCCCUAGUGUGGGAUGCUACUUGCGUAGACACUCUGGCGGCCUCUCAUCUCAGGGGUACCUCGUUUAAAGCCGGGGCGGCAUCAGAGGCAGCUGAACUGAGUAAGUGGCGCAAACAUGAGUCUUUGAGAGAUGACUACAUAUUUGUGCCAUUUGCUGUAGAGACUAUCGGUCCGUGGGGUCCACGGGCGGUGAAGUUCCUAAAGGAACUCUAUCCGCGGCUGGUCGUUGCUGCUGGUGAUAAGAGGGUUGAUUCUUUCCUCGCUCAAAGGCUAAGUAUAGCCAUUUAGCGGGGAAAUGCAGCCAGCGUUCUUGGCACGAUACCGCGGGUAGUAGGACUAUAUGAUAAUUAAGUUUCUAGUUUUUUUUUUCUUAGUUUUUAAUAUACCAUUAGUGUUCACUAUAAAAUUAUAUUCGGUAUAGACGGUAAUUAUUAAAUGCAACAUAUUUUUUUAAAUUAUUUAUUACAUUUGUCAGUGGAACUAAUUUGCUUUAAUAAAGUUGGUGAUGAUUCUAAAUAAGAAUAAAAUUCUGGGCAAGUUUUUCUUAUUGUUACCUUUGUUAACAACAUCGCCUUUAUAACUGG